Adineta ricciae is the source of this 906-nucleotide messenger RNA. NCBI's taxonomy places the organism in Eukaryota, Metazoa, Rotifera, Eurotatoria, Adinetida, Adinetidae. The record is from the annotation of a GenBank genome assembly.
AUGGAAUAUGAAGUUCAGUUUAUUUUACUUCUUACCUUCCUCAUUCCAGCACUUAUUCUAUCGAGUGUUGUUCUCGUACAUUUUCUCUCGAAUCGCGAAGUUCGUAAUAAGGCACCAAAUCAUGGAUGGAUGAUUUUACUCAUUUUGAACUUCUUUCAAUUGUUGUUGAACAUUCCGAUGCCUUUGAAUUAUUACUAUUCGAAUAGAACUGGCCCGGGAACGAACGGCUACUGCAUCUGGUGGACGUGGUGUGAGUUUUCAUUCAACAGCACUGGCUUAUUCCUAAUGGCAUGGAUAUCAAUCGAACGGCACGUGUUCAUAUUUCAAUUGAACAAUGGUUUUCAACAAAAGUGGAAAAAAUGGAUCUUACACAUUCUGCCUCGGAUUUUCUGUGUCUUUUGGGCACCAAGUUUAUUCUUUGUUAUAGUAGUUAUCAGUCCUUUUUGUACUACUUCAUGGGACUUUAACACAUUUGCAUGCGGUCCACCAUGCUAUUAUUCCAUCAUGUUUCUCAAUCAAUUUGAUUUUGUUUUCGAUCUAUUAUUUCCCGUGUUUGUUAUUAUGUCAGCCAAUGUCGCGUUAGUUCUCCGAGUUGUCUAUCGAAAAGUCUCACGGCAGCGUGUUAUUCAAUGGCGACGUCAUCGUAAAAUGGUGUUACAGUUAUGGAUUGUUUCAUCUCUUUAUAUCGCAUUUUGGUUCCCAGUAACCAUAACUUUGUUGAUACAAAAUACCGUUUCGCCAUCAUUUAUGGCAGACCAACUUCAGACUAUGCAGUUCCUUGUUUAUUUCAUUCCACUUCUAUUACCGGUCAUCUGUCUCAGCACAUUCCCGAAACUAGUAAAGAAAAUCAAGACGUUCAUUCUACCAUUGCAAUCGAAUACCAUUGGCGUUGUUGUACUCAGAUAA